AUGCCUGGACUUUUGAAAAAGACUUUUUUCUCUAUGGCAUCCAUCCUUAGCAUUGCAUCUGCUGUGCUGAUAAUUGUUGCGCUUUCUACACAACAGUGGGUGACUGGAAGUAUCUUGUGCAAGACUGGAGCUGACCUAGUGAAUGCUUCGGACCCAGAAAUGAAUAAGUUUAUCGGGGAAAUUUACUACGGACUCUUUGAGGGUCGAAAAAUAAGGCAGUGUGGCCUGGGAAGGCGGCAAACAAAAAUUUACAUGUUCCCUAAUCUGGUGAGGAAGUUGAAUGGUGCUCUUCAUGUUUUUAUUAUUUUAUUUCUCUUCAUCGCCAUCACGUUUGCUCUAGUCAGUUUUGGGUUCUGUGUAUACAAUGCAAGGAAGAUUCCGUACCAGUCAAUAAAGGGACCUGCAGGCAUUUACUUGUGGAAUUUGAUUGCAGGGUUGUUUGGCGUCUUUGGAGUUGUCAGCUUUAUUGCUGCUUUGAAGCUUCAUCGGUUAACAGAGAGAAUUGCCAAUUUUAAUGAACAUAUAUUCCAGUUUGUUGCCUUGGAAGAACAUUAUGGCUUCUCUUUCUGGUUGUGUGUAGCAAGUACUGCAACCCAUGGAGUUAACUUUCUUGUAGUGGCCAUCACUGGAAUUCAUUUCCCCAGGAUGCAGAAAAAACAACCAGAAGAACCCACUGUAACUGGAGAAGAUCUUUUGUACUGAUGAUUUGCCUUUCCUUCAAAUCAGAAAAAUGAAGAUCGUUGAAUUUCAACAGUUACUGCUUUGAAUGUCGUGAAUGCAAUGCUUUUAUGUGUAAUAGAGCUAUUGCAUGAUAGACAUAGUGCACGCUAGGACAAAGUCAUUAGAGAAGGCAGACAAUGCGUUUUACAUGCUGCAGAAAAGCUAUUUUUCUUUUAAUCUGACAACAGUUAGAUUUAAA
Polypterus senegalus (gray bichir) is the source of this 919-nucleotide messenger RNA. RefSeq names its product clarin 2 (gene clrn2). The record is from RefSeq and is a predicted model, not a curated record. NCBI's taxonomy places the organism in Eukaryota, Metazoa, Chordata, Cladistia, Polypteriformes, Polypteridae. The transcript is spliced from 3 exons. The coding region runs from base 1 to 702 and encodes 233 amino acids.